Messenger RNA from Plasmodium relictum, 765 nucleotides. RefSeq names its product E2F-associated phosphoprotein, putative. The transcript is spliced from 4 exons. Bases 1 to 765 code for a protein of 254 amino acids. The record is from RefSeq and is a predicted model, not a curated record. Gene Ontology annotation, biological process: positive regulation of cell population proliferation. NCBI's taxonomy places the organism in Eukaryota, Apicomplexa, Aconoidasida, Haemosporida, Plasmodiidae. Gene Ontology annotation, cellular component: nucleus.
AUGAAUUCAAGGAGAGUGAACAAUGUAAUAAAUCUUUUAAUUAAUGAAAUAAAAGUCAAAGAACAUAAAGAAAAUGCUAAAGAUUUAUCAAAAGAAAAAGGUGUAAACGUUGCUAAAUCAUUUUUGAAUGAUAAUUUUUCAGAUGAAAAAAUCUUAAAAUCUUUAUCAGAUAAAGAAAAAAAUAAUAAACAGGAAAUAAGAGAAAAAAGAAAAAAAGAAAAUGAAGAAAAAGUAAAUGAAGAAAAAGUAAAUGAAGAAAAAGUAGAUAAAGAAAUAAAUUAUGAUGAAGACAAUAUUAGUGAAAGUGAAAAAAAGGUUUUAGAAUUUUAUGAUGAAAAAAUUGAUAAUUAUAAUGAAGAAUAUGUAAAUAAAAAAUAUAGAUUUUGUACAAAAAAUUGUGAUUCAAGCCUAUGUUGUUGUGGCUGCUUUAUACCUGUUUGUUAUCAAAGCCAAAGACAUGAACAUUAUGUUAAUCAAUAUAGAAGCUUAUAUGCAGUUAAUGUAAAAAUAGACGAAGAAAUUAUAUUAAAUGAAGAUGAAAUUAAUUCAAAAAAUAAGAAAAACACAAAUGAUUUAGACAAAGGAAAGGAAAAAAAUGUAAAAAAGAAUGUAAAUAAUAGUAUAAUAACUAUAAAUGAAAAAAAAAGUAAAAAAGAAAGAUUAUUAAAGUAUCACGCUGUUUUUUGUAUAAACUGUAAUAAUCAUAUUGCAUAUUAUGAGAUAAAAGAAAAAGUAUUUCAUUUUUUUGAUGUUUUACCUGAUUAA